GUCCUGUCCCAAUUGCAAUUGCAGUGGUUGUGUUUUCGGCAAUCCUCAAGCAGUGAAAAUGCUUGGUUGCAGAAUCGCAUUGGCCCGCGGCAACUCAAAGCUAAGCUUGCAGCCCUGGAGGAAGAGUUGGCGCAGAUGGGAGCGGAUCCGGGUCCAGCGCACGAAGAAGUGGACGACGCUCCUGGUGAACCUGGAGCUGGUGCGCCCUUCAUCGACAUCAUGAGCCGACUGCUGAUUGUCAUCCUCCUGUUGAUCGGGUGUGUGGAGCGACACCCAGGGCAACCCGUCAAACGCUUGCAGAUCAAGAUCUCGGACGCGGUGGAGCCAGUUCCGGAUGCUGAUGCUAGGCAGCUCCUCUACAAUUCCGAGAUGGAGAAGAGGAGGAAGGCGAUGAGGGCUGUUACCGCAGUGCCAGAAGCGGCACCCCCGGCCGAGGUGGCUGCUGAAGCAGCACCCCCGCAGGAUGAAGAGAUGUUGCAGGCGCUUGAUGCUGUUCAGGAACCCGUACCAGAAGGUCUGGAACGGGAGAGCAAGGCGAGGAACGAGCUGCAGAACAAGACGGCAAGCCAAGAGGGCAACAAUCCGUUGGAGAAAACAACGGACUGCUCUUCGAAUGAUGAUGCCCCCAUUGCUAGUUUGCGACGCCCCGUAAAGAAGAAGCGGGAAGAGGAAAUGCUGCAGCCGCCCGAGCAAUCGUCUGUGGAUGAGGAGCCGGCGGAGAACUCGAGCAGACAAUCAGAGAAAACUCGGGAAGACGGACCCGAGUCGGAGCAGGGCUCAGAGGAGGUCCCAGAGUCGCAGGGCGAGGAUAUCGAAGGGGUCGAGUACGACCGGGAGGAGGAGACGGAGGAUCAGGAAACCUCCCAGGACAGGGCCAUGAUGGACGAAUCGACUCAAGACCCGGUCGAUCCUCUCAUAGCGUACGCCCGGAUGGACGCAGAGAGAGAGGAAGCGGAGUCGGAGGAAGAGCCAGAGAACCGGGUCGUUAAAAGACGACUGCCAGCAGAUGGGAAGAGUCAGCCAGAGCGACCGAGGCGCAAGUCCUACCAGCUUGAGCCCUCUCAAGAAAGCGACCCAGAGAACCCUCUAGAAACAGGAGCGCACGCGGGCUCGCACGGGAAAGAAGAGGGGGGCACGGAGGGGGCCCGCAGAGAGGACCCCGUAGAUCUGUCCCAGCCCGAGCCAGACAGCCCUCCUCUCACGGAGGAUCAAGAGGAUGAUGAUGUGGACAAGAAGAAGCCAUCCAGGGACGAAAAAGCGGGAGAGGAGCCCAAGACCGGUGGCGAAAGCAACGCUCCCUUGUCGGUGGACGGGAAGAAGCCAUCCGGCAACGAGGACGCGGAAAGGGAGCCAAAGACCGGUGAAGGAAGCAACACCCCCCUGUCGGCCGAGCCGGCACUGUACGCGGUCUUCGAUCGCUUCAACAAGGGCUGGUUUUCGAGGAAGGAUCCGGCAUCCGGACUCGGGCCCAAAGACCUCGCCGUGCAGCACAUGUGGAGCAGUGGGGACAGGCUGAUCGUGGCCAGCGACGUGAGUCCGACGGCAGGCACGAAGAUGUACGGCACUUUCGCGACCCCCGCGGCCCUGGCUGCCCACCUCGCUCUGUUCCCGACGGUCGGGAUCGACCCCGUCUUGUACGAGGGGCUCCUGUCCGAGACCCCAUCCCGCAUCUACAACGAUCUGGACAACGAGGUGCUCGAGCGCGACGAUGAGGCCUUCGCCGUCCGCGUCCGCCAUUUCGAGCUCGUGAGGGAUGCCUUCCUCACUAGCGUCCUGCUCAUCCCCGCGGAGGAGAUCGCGUUCCAGUCCUGCCGGGCGAACGGGGGGAAGGCCAAAACGUACAAGUACAGCAGGCACGAGGUCAUGCAGGGCUUCUUCCUGCGAGACCACCGCGCGCGCCUCCUGUUCAAGCAUGCCUUCGAGCGCUUCCAGUUGCACCUGCCGGACGAGCUGAGCCACUGCACCCCGUUCCUGACCUGGCUCGACCCGACGAGCGGAGGGGUCAAGCCGUUCUGGGACCCGAAGCCGUAUGCCUCCUUCCAGUGCUGGCGGACGCUCUACUCGAGCAAGAUGGGGUCCCUCCGCCCGCUCUUGCCCGAGGAGGGGAGCUCCGUCCGCAUCGAGGACCACCUGAUCGGCGUCUACGACGAGGGAGCGCUCCACAGCAUGCGCGAGAUCGACACCACCCUCUUGGAGGGUUACAUGAGGGGCUCCACCCCUUCGGGUGCCCCCAGGAGCGCCCCCCCGGGAGCGGCCGAUGAUGCGGCCGUGCCACCGAUGGCGGGGACGUCCGGCGAUGGCGGGGGAGGAGCGAGCAAGGAAGGCGAGCAGGAAGCGCCGCCUCCAUCGACGGUGAGAGCGCAUAAAAACCACGCUGAGGAAGCAGGCAGGAGGGAGGAACCGGUUCGAGGAGCCCCCCGACCCGAGUUGGACGUCGACGCCGGCGACAUCCAGACGAAGGUUGCAGAUGAUAUCCUGCAGACGCUCAAGUUUUGGGGCAUCAACUCGUGCACGUUCCGCAAGGCGAAGCCUCUGACAGGCGGUGCGGUGGGGAUGAUGUACAUCUUCGAUCGGAGCUUUGAUGCUCCGGGGGGCGGCGCGUGCCCCUUUCUGGAUGUUGGUCAGCUCCACUCCAGCAACUACUUCUUCGUCGAAAGACGGGGCACGCGGCUCAUCUAUUGCUGCAAUAGCUCGACCUGUCGGUCUCAGUUCGGCCCGUGCAGAAGGAAGAACAUCGGCUAUCUAACGAGCGCCACCAGCUCCAUCUUCUGCGAUGCGCUUCCCUUCACGGACAUCCUCACCAACGUGAUUGACAUCUUCGGCCCGGAUUUCCUCGCCUUCAACCUGAGCAAAGGCUCCGGCGAUCGAGGUGGUGCGGACAUCCUCCACGCUCUCCAUAAUGCGAGGGGUAUGAAGGUCGCCUUUGCACCUGGCUCGGUGAUGAAGUUCUGUUAUUGGAGCGGGCGCAAUUGGAGGUGGGACGAAUUGGAUCAAGUCAUCACCCACGUGUUCCAGGACCAGCUCUUGCGUGUUAAACGGGAGUUCGUCGAUCACUGCACGGCAAACGACCUCGAUGAGCCAAAAAAAUACACGGACUUCCGCUCGAACGCACAGAUGAACAACAUAGUCACCACAGCGAAACGCCUCUUCCGCAAUCAGGCCUUUGUGGGCGGCCUCGAUCAGGACCUCGAUAUUUUUCCUCUUGGAAACGGCGUCCUCGAUAUCCCGUCGGCCACCCUUCGGCCCCAUCAUCCUCGUUUCAUGAUCAGUCUGAUCCACGACAAGCUCGAUUGGCCCGAUACCGGCCUCCACACCCCGCUCACCGACUUCGAGCCGUUCAUAUGCGAGGUGAUCGGCAAAAAUGUGAAGUACUUCCAGGUGCUCAUGGGGUACAUGCUUACGGGGCAGACGAACAUGCAGUUUGUCUGCUUCUGGGUCGGCGCUGGAGCCAACGGCAAGAGCACUUUGAACAACAUCUGCCAAGAGGUGCUGGGUCCGUGGUAUAGAGACGUCGGCAAGAGCCUGCUAAUGACCAGUAGCAAGGACCAGAAAUCCAGCGCGGGAGCCGCAUCGCCGCAUCUAGCAGUCCUGAAGGAUGCGCGGCUGGUCAUUACCGAAGAAAGCGAUGAUAUGGAUCACAUCGACAAGACGUCUUUCAAGAAGCUGAGUGCCGCCCGGAAGCUCACCUUCCGCAAGCUAUAUGAAGACGUCUCGACCUGCAACAUGACACACAAGCACGUCGUGCUGACGCAGCAGCUCCCGCACGUGGAUCCGGACAUUGGGAUCAUCCGACGGAUCAUGAUCGUCACAUUCCUUAUGCGCUACUUCCAUGAUCGCGAGGCGGGGUUCGACAGGAAUAACCCCCUACACAAACGGGUAGAUCCGACCAUGGAGACCCGGAUGUUGGAGCCUCGCGUGAUUCAGCAAGCGCUAGUUUGGAUGGUCAUCGGGGCAAAGAAAUACUACGAAGCAGGGAAGUCGGUCGGAGCGGUUCCGGCUGAGUUCUUGCAGGCGUUGGAAGAAUACGUGCGGGAGGAAGACAAAGUUGGGACGUUUGUCGAAGAGUAUUGCGAGCUCGGUCCGCAAGCGACCCACCGAGUUCGACAGUCCGUGUUCGUGGAUGUAUACAAUCGCGAGAUGGGAUCCGCUGUUCAGCCAAGGCACCCAAGCUUUUGGAAGAACUUUCUCAAGGCCUUCCCGUCGGUGCAGAGACUUGAGAAUAAAAAGAGCGGCGGGAACAUCCUUGCUGGGAUCAGGCUGAAGGGCGAUGGGGCCGUGCCCGAGCACGGCGGCUAUCCUUUUUAUAAGGACGAAGAAGCCCUUGUUCAUACUCUGGAGACGGAACUCGCUGAUUCUGGGUGCGUCAUCGAUUCCAAAGUCAAGCUAUCGCCGACCGUGUACCGGUACUCGAUCGACGGUGACAAGGUUCAGACGUACGCCAUCAAUACGCUGGACGAGCGCGCGCACGAGGUCCCGGAAGUGGCUUCACUGCUUCCAACUAUCUCCGCUGUUUUCUUGGCGGGAUACGCGCCUAUUUUCAACGGUCUGCUUCCCAGCCUGAAGACCAUUUACGCCUCCCCGAUCGUGGAAGACAUGCUCUACGACGAGUGGACGAAGCAAUUUUGCAAGGGGCGGGAGGUCGAAUGGCUUCGCGUGUACGAUUCCGAUUGCUCGGAUAGAGACGUCUUCGACAAGCUUCCAACGUGGUCGGAUGACUCGGAGUACUCGGAGAGCCAGUAUUCGGACAGUCAGCAUUCCGACAUUGAGUGA
This is a messenger RNA of Klebsormidium nitens, 4770 nucleotides long. The record is from the annotation of a GenBank genome assembly. Lineage: Eukaryota; Viridiplantae; Streptophyta; Klebsormidiophyceae; Klebsormidiales; Klebsormidiaceae.